GGUACAUGCGACUGAUACAACUCUCAACCCAAGACACGACCCGGAAAACUGUCUGACGCGCGGCGACCGUCUCGCAUUCUUUCCUCGAGGUGCGACUCUGCUUUGCUUCGCGGUGAUCUUCGCUCGCCUGUUUCGAAAAGUUUCAGUUGUGGGGAUAAAAGGACUGCUAAAUCUUCCAAGGGAUUUUUUUAAACAACGUGGAGGACCGUCAAGGAUGAGCCGCCAGUGAGAACGACCCACGAUUCUGCCAGAGAGUCGACAGCACAAAAGUUUGCACCAUUCUGCCCAUACAGUUUACCCCAUCUCUCUUCUCUCCACCCCUCCCCCAUACCCCUCUUCUAUCACCCCUAUCCCCCCCUCCGCCCAACCCCAGCCCAGUCUCCAAAAUGGACUUGCACCGGGCAGCUUUCAAGAUGGAGAGUUCCUCCUACCUUCCCAACCCGUUAGCAUCCCCAGCGCUAAUGGUGCUAGCAUCAACAGCUGAGGCUAGCCGCGAUGCCUCCAUCCCCUGCCAGCAGCCUCGCCCAUUCGGCGUGCCAGUUUCUGUGGAGAAGGACGUUCACCUCCCCUUCAACAAUGGUUCCUACACGUUCGCCUCCAUGUACCACCGGCAGGGCGCUGUACCACCAGGCUUCCCAAACAGGGACUUCCCUCCUUCCCUCCUACACCUCCAUCAUCAAUUUGCCCCACCAAAUCUGGACUGCUCCCCAAUAAGCAUGCUCAACCACAGCGGUGUUGGGGCCUUCCGGCCUUUCGCUUCUCCUCUGGAGGACCGUGAUGGAGCAGGAGGUGGAUACCAGUCCGCUUUCACCCCAGCCAAGCGGCUAAAGGGCUGCCUGGAGGCUGAGGCCUCUCCGCACCUGCGCUACUCGGACGCAGAAGGGAAAGAGUAUGACUUUGGUGGUGCUCAGAUCCCCUCAAGCUCGCCUAGUGCUCUCAAAGCCGUGGAAGAUGCAGGGAAGAAGAUCUUCGCAGUGUCAGGCCUGCUGUCAGACCGAGAAACCUCGUCCAGUCCGGAGGAUCGCAUUGAACGCUGUAAGAAGAAGGUGUCACUCUAUGACAGUCAGGCUCCCAUCUGCCCCAUCUGUCAGGUGCUGCUGCGUCCAGGAGAACUUCAGGAGCACAUGGAACAGGAGAUGGAGAGGCUCACCCACAUGCACAUCAGCAAGAAUCCAUCACACAAAAACAUCAAUGCAGCUCCAGGCACACCGAAGUCUCUCCUGUUGUCAGUGCACAUCAAACGUGAGGGCGAGUCUCCAGUUGUGUCCCCGCUCUCUUCUGAUGAAGCUCACCAUUCUGACAGAUACCAGACAUUUUUGCGAGUGCGAGCUAACAGGCAAACACGAUUGAAUGUCGAUGACCUCUGCUGGUGCAGGCGCUACGCCAAGGAAAGUUUCAAAAGUCCCCCAAACCCAGUGCCCAGAGGAGUGCCCCUAGCCCCUUGCUGCCUGCGGCAUGCCCGGAUUGGGAAGAUGAAGCGCCGGAAGCCUGAGGAUGGACAGGUAUGUCCACUGUGCAGCGCCCCGCUGACAGGGACAGAGGAGGAAAUGAGUAGGCAUGUGGAACAAUGUCUGUUCAAGAGGGAAGGUGCAACAGAAGAGGAUUCUGCGGAUGUUGAAGGAGAAAACGGAACACGGUUCGAGGAGUACGAGUGGUGUGGACAGAAGAGGGUCCGAGCUACUACAUUACUAGAGGGUGGUUUCAGAGGAACAGGCUUUGCCAUGUGUAGCACGAAGGAGAGCCAUGACAGUGAUGCUGACCUGGAUGUGGAUGGAGAUGACACACUGGAGUACGGCAAAGCCCAGUACACUGAAGCAGACAUCAUUCCUUGUUCUGGAGAGGACCAGGGAGAGGCCAAAGAACGUGAGGCACUGCGUGGGGCUGUUUUGAAUGGUGGUGUGCCAUCAAAUAGAAUAACACCAGAGUUUUCAAAAUGGGCCAGUGAUGAAAUGCCAUCCACCAGUAAUGGCGAGAGCAGCAAACAGGAGCCUAGCUCUUCAUCUUCGUCCUCCACACCGAGGACCUGUAAAAACAGCGAGAUCGAGAAGAUCACAGAGGACUCCACAGCGACCACACUGGAGGCGCUAAAGGCCCGCAUACGAGAACUGGAAAAGCAGAUCCUCAGAGGAGACCGAUACAAGUGUCUCAUAUGCAUGCGCAAGCCGACCCAAACAGGGGCUGAUGGCAAGAAUCAGGUGGUCGAGAGGCACGGGAGCGCAGAGGCCCUGCAGCUCGGCGUGUACUGUUUGUACAGAAGCUACGUAACGGGCAGCAGCGCUGGGAUUAAGAAGCUGCUGCCGCUCCGGAGGGACUCAUAUACAAUGCCACUCACCUCCAUCCAGUGUUGGCACGUGCACUGUGAAGAAUGCUGGCUUAGGACUCUGGGAAACAAGAAACUCUGCCCACAAUGCAAUACCAUCACGUCGCCAGGGGACCUCAGGCGUGUGUAUUUGUGAGCAAAACAGCCCGAAUUCUUUUUUCCGUUUUGUUUUACUUUUCGUUUCCAUUCGCGCUAGUGUUUUUGGUUUCCCCACCGCCUGAGGGAGUGAAGUAUCGUCCUGACCAUGAGAGACUCGAGCACAGACUCACACGGACUAUAAAUGGGGACUGACUUCACAAGCAUAGGACUAAUGAGGACUGUGUAGACUCCGUUCUCUACUAUAGUUGCUUAUGUGAAGAGGCUUUCCACCUUCCCUCUUGUGUUGGUCCAUGGUCCACACUCACCAAAGUCAGCUUGGUUCCUUGAUGAGGAACGUGUUGUUCUCAGAUGAAGAAAAGAGUACUCAUUCUGUCCCUCCACCUGCACUGCUGCUGCUCUUCAUCUCCCACUUUCGCAACUUCUUCUCCAAGACCGCUGACGUCACCUCAACUGAAACAUAAGCCUGACGAUAAGAAGAGACUCUAAACGGACCACACGAGGCUCUCCAGAACCCCUCGACCUUGAUUCUUCAUUGUGUCCUCUUUCACCCCAAAUCAUUACUACUUUUGUGGUGUUCUAGUGAUGUCAACCAAAUUCAAUGAAUCAGUGCAAGCACAUGUAUAAUAGUCUCUGUAUGUUUACAGUGUUGUGAGUAAAUGACAUAGAGAACAAAAUACACUUGUAUACACGCGCACACACCUACAUACACACACACAGACACACACACACGUACAGAAGAAUAUAUUGAAUAAAAGUCCAGUUUUAGUUGAGUGCGGCAUGGGUUGGGGGGGAGGGGAUAUGUUUCAAUCUUGGUGAAUAAAAAAAAAAAAAAGAAAACCCUCUGUAUUUUUAAAGCAGAUGUUGUUGUCUUGAAGUUGUAUUUCAUUGUACAGGAAGAAAUUUAAGUAAUAAUAAUAAUAAACUACUCAAACUAGGACUUAAAAGAUUUAGGUGUACAUUUUUCAGUUAAAACUGUAGAUUUAACCCUGAAACAAGGGAAAGUAUCUUUCUUUUUCUUUGCUUUUUCUAAGAAAUGGAAAGAUUUGCUUUUAUUCACCCACAUUUUCAGCGUUUUCGACUUUAAUGCUGAAUGCUGUCUGUCUGUUACAAACAAUUGAAAUGACUGCUUAUUCCAUUGAACAUACAGUAUUAAGACCCCUGACUGGUUGCAUAUCAUCAAUUUGUUCCCUCAAAAAGGGACUUUCCUGAAAACAUCAAACACUUAAAGUGGUUUCAUUUAAAAGUUAUGUUCCGAUUUCCUCUCGGAUACUUAUUUUUCCCCCUCAAAGAAAGAACUGAAGAGUGGAGACUUGUUUCCCUGACUGACUGACUGCUCACGUGUUCCCUACGAGUGAGACCGUGUGCUUUAUAUUUGUACAUCUAUGUAUUCUGUGAUUUCUGUAUUGAUGUAAGCGCAAAAAAGGAAGAAGUGAAAGGUCAUUGCUGAUCCCAACACCACAAUAAACAGUCAAAUGUUAUAACUUAUUCCACUGUUCUUUAAAUCUAUCUUCACCAUAGCUGGGUCACAGUCAAGUACUGUAAAAACAACUGUACCAAUAUCGUCAAGAUUGUUUCCACAUGUAAAAUACCUCUCUCUGCAACUAUUUUGUAAAAUACAUGUAGCAAACAUGGAUUAGGGUUGACUUUGUAUUCUUCCUUUGCCAAACAAUUCGUUCCUGCCCCAAAGAUGACCGAUUGCACAAGAUAAUUGUGUGAUAUGAUUUGUGUCCUUGUAUAUUCUUGAAAAUGGUACGUGUCUUUCCCGUUUGUAAGUUACAUUUGACAUCAAUUAAAUGACUGUAAAUCUGAA
Molecule: messenger RNA, 4229 nt
Organism: Carassius carassius (crucian carp)
Lineage: Eukaryota; Metazoa; Chordata; Actinopteri; Cypriniformes; Cyprinidae
Gene: rnf220a
Product: ring finger protein 220a
Exons: 17
Coding region: 387-2456 (689 amino acids)
Biological process (GO): protein ubiquitination
Molecular function (GO): ubiquitin protein ligase activity; metal ion binding
Source: RefSeq, a predicted model, not a curated record